Messenger RNA from Momordica charantia (bitter melon), 2407 nucleotides. RefSeq names its product protein trichome birefringence-like 11. Gene Ontology annotation, cellular component: Golgi apparatus. Lineage: Eukaryota; Viridiplantae; Streptophyta; Magnoliopsida; Cucurbitales; Cucurbitaceae. The record is from RefSeq and is a predicted model, not a curated record. Gene Ontology annotation, molecular function: O-acetyltransferase activity.
GUAAGCAACCAGACCAGUUUCUAACCCCACUCCACUUUCUUCUUCUUCAAAAAUUUCAGUGGGCUUAUGGAUUUGGUGUGCUUAAUCCUCUUUCUUCGGUUUAAUUUCUCCCGAAUUUUUAUUUUCGAUCAUUAAUUGUUCCCUCUUCCCAAAAGUGAAGGAGAGAAAUCAGAAAAGUAAAGUGGGGGAAGAAAUAUUUUGUUGUUUAUUUUUCCGCCAUGAAUGCUUCCUUGCUUCCUUCGCACCCAUUUCCCUUUUUCUUCCUUCUCUUUUGAAAUACCCCAAUUCAUUACUUCUCGAAACUGACCUACCAAGGAAGUUAAAGCAGAGUCCCACAAACAGGGGAUUUCAUGAUUGGUUCCGUGAAUCAAAAAUAGGGGGGAAAGAGGAAGAAGAGGAAGAAGAAGAAGAGUUUGUUCUUGAUUUUGAUAUUGGGUUAAGCUUAAAUGUCUAAGGACCCUCCUGUUAUUGAUCUUGAAGCCAUGCCGUUCAGCGAAGUCUGCAAUAAACUGAAGCGAUUGAGGCUGUUCGAGCCGUCUCUUGGGGUUUUGGGGUUUUUCUUUGUGUCUGUUUUUCUGAUUUGCGGAUUCUUUUACUUGGAUUACGGGAUUGAUUCGAAAGGGUUUGUGUUUCCUCUUCGAUCAGAGAGAUUUGUUUGGCUGAGAAAUGGGAAUUUGGGUCAGAAUCGUAAGGUGGAGUUUCUUUCUGAAGAGGGGAUUGGGUGUGAUUUGUUUGAUGGGGAUUGGGUGUGGGAUGAUUCUUAUCCGUUAUAUGAGUCCAAGAACUGUCCGUUUGUGGACCAAGGAUUUCGCUGCUCUGAAAAUGGCCGCCCUGAUUUGUUCUACACUAAGUGGAGAUGGCAACCCAGAAUCUGCAACUUGCCCAGAUUCAAUGCAGCAUUGAUGUUGGAGAAGUUGCGAAACAAACGGGUGGUGUUCGUUGGUGACUCGAUUGGAAGAAACCAAUGGGAAUCUCUGUUGUGUAUGUUAUCAUCUGCAGUUCCAAACAAAGAAUCCAUCUAUGAAGUGAAUGGCAGUCCAAUUACAAAGCACAAGGGAUUCUUGGUGUUCAAAUUCAAGGAUUUCAACUGCACCAUCGAAUACUACCGAGCUCCAUUUCUCGUGUUGCAGAGCCGACCUCCUUCUGGAUCUCCUCAACAGAUCAAGACUACUCUUAAACUAGAUCAGAUGGAUUGGUUCUCAGCCAAGUGGAGAGAUGCUGAUGUUUUGGUCUUAAAUACCGGGCAUUGGUGGAACUACGAGAAGACCAUAAGAGGAGGUUGUUACUUCCAAGAAGGGAAGGAGGUAAAGAUGGGAAUGAAGAUUGAAGAUGCGUAUCAGCGCUCGCUUGAGACUGUGAUGCACUGGAUUGGCAACGAACUAAACUCGAAGAAGACGAAGAUCUUCUUUCGCACAUUCGCGCCUGUACAUUUUCGAGGUGGAGAUUGGAGGAGCGGUGGGAGUUGUCACACAGAAGCGCUGCCCGAGCUCGGUUCUUCGCUUGUUCCGCCGGAAACCUGGUCGCAUUUCAGGAUAGCCAAUGCCAUUCUAUCAGGUUACCCAAUCACGCAAAAUUCAACAAAGUUAGAGAUAUUAAAUGUAACACGAAUGACUGCACAAAGAAAGGAUGGGCAUUCGUCUCUUUACUACCUCGGUCCCGAUGUCGGUCCUGCACCUCCUCAUCGACAGGAUUGCAGUCACUGGUGUUUGCCCGGGGUUCCUGAUGUGUGGAAUGAACUUCUUUAUGCACUGUUCUUGAAGCAUGAAUGGAACUCUUCAACUUCUCAAGCCACACAAAUGUGAUUGAGGCUGAAAUUUUUUUGUGCCAAACAGGUAUAUGUUAUUUAUAAGUCUGGAUAUUCGAGUCGGUCGAUCGCCUUCCUGCAAGAACGGUCCCGAACUUCCAAAGAAGAAGAAGAAGAGGAUUGAGUACUGAAAAGUUUACAUAGAGGUUAGAAAGCAAAGUGAUUGAAUUUGCUUACAGAAAUGAUGAUAACCAGAGGCCAUACAACAGCAUUCUUCAUUAGUCUUGGGAGCAGCCAAAAGUUUUGGACAUCCAGGGGCAUAUUUGGAAUAAACAGCAGCAUAGAUUUUUUAUUUCUUUUUAAAUAAAUAGAUUUAAUGGCCAUCUUGUAUAUAUUGUUUAGUGCUAAAAUUGUAACACUAUCAUGAAAAGGGCCUUUCCAAAAUAGGGUAUUUUCAUUCAAAUCUAGCAGAGAAGUUGGGCUUCUGGAAUGGGCUUCUGCUCAUUAUUUGGAACUUUGGAUUGGGUCACUGUAUAAACCUUGGUUAGGGUAGUAUGUCCCAGUUCCCAAACAACUCUUUGCUCUAUGAGCCAUUAGGAUUUGAAUCAUUUCAAUUCAAACAACAGAAACUUAUGGCUUAUAAUUACCCAUUUUUGUAGGUGA